This is a messenger RNA of Mytilus californianus (California mussel), 3024 nucleotides long. Its product is annotated as probable acyl-CoA dehydrogenase 6. Gene Ontology annotation, biological process: fatty acid beta-oxidation using acyl-CoA dehydrogenase. The transcript has 9 exons. Gene Ontology annotation, molecular function: flavin adenine dinucleotide binding; acyl-CoA dehydrogenase activity. Lineage: Eukaryota; Metazoa; Mollusca; Bivalvia; Mytilida; Mytilidae. The record is from RefSeq and is a predicted model, not a curated record. The coding region runs from base 67 to 1335 and encodes 422 amino acids.
UAUACAUAUAAAAGUAACAACAAAUGACAAAUACACUAAUAUUUAGUGCAGACGAUGUAAACAAAAAUGGCCAAUGUUUGCAGACGGAUUUGUUCUCGUCUUGGACAAAGAUUGGUGUUAAACCCAUCGUCUAGAAAUUUUGCCACAAGUCUAAGAUGUUUUGAUAAUAAGGAGCAUAUAUACACUUCUGAACACGAUGAACUUCGAGCUACGUUAAGAAAGAUUAUUGAUAAGGACAUCAAUCCUUAUGUAGAUGAAUGGGAAGCUGAGGGAAUUUUUCCAGCACAUAAAGUCUUCAAGACACUCGGAGAUGCUGGUAUUUUAGGUGUAUCAAAACCUACAGAAUAUGGAGGUCUGGGUUUGGAUUAUUCUUACAGCUGUGCUAUGGCAGAAGAAUUGGGUAACAUUAACUGUGGGGCUUUACCCAUGGCUAUAGGUGUCCAAAGUGAUAUGGCAACUCCUGCUUUGGCUAGAUUUGGAAGUGAUAAAUUAAAGAAAGAAUAUCUUGCACCUUCUAUUAGUGGUGAUUUAGUUGCAUGUCUUGGAGUUAGUGAAGUUGGCUCAGGAUCAGAUGUAGCAAGUCUUAAAACAACUGCUGUGAAGAAGAAUGGUGAUCUUAUUAUAAAUGGUGGUAAAAUGUGGACAACUAAUGGAACACAAGCAGACUGGAUGUGUCUGCUAGCUAAUACAUCAGAGGGCAAACCUCAUCAAAAUAAGUCUCUUAUUUGUUUACCAAUGAAUUUACCAGGUAUUACUAUUGCUAAAAAGAUAGACAAAAUGGGAAUGAGAAGUUCUGACACAGCACAGAUAUUUUUUGAAGAUGUUCGAGUUCCAGCAAGUCAUAUUAUUGGAGAUGAAGGGUUGGGUUUUACAUAUCAGAUGAUACAAUUCCAAGAAGAGAGAAUUUUUGCAACUGCUGCUGCUUUAGUACCUUUGGAUAAUGUAAUCAAACUGACUGCAGACUAUGCAAGAGAUAGGAAAGCCUUUGGUCAGUCCGUUUUAGACAAUCAGGUUGUUCACUUCACACUAGCAGAGCUAGCUACAGAAGUUGAAAGUCUCAGAUCUAUGUUGUACAGAGCUGUAGGUCAGUAUAUCCAGGGACAUGAUGUUACAAUGUUGGCAUCAAUGUGUAAGCUAAAGGCGGGUAGAUUAAGUCGUCAAACUACAGAUUCAUGUCUACAGUUCUGGGGAGGAAUGGGAUUUACAAAUGAAGUAUUAGUCAGUAGAUUAUAUAGAGAUUUUCGCUUGUUAUCUAUUGGAGGAGGUGCAGAUGAAGUUAUGUUAUCCAUUAUAUGUAAAUACAUGGACAUUCUUCCAAAACCACCAAAGAAGUAAUGAAGUCAAAUCAUUUUAUUUUUAGGGACUACUCUGUAUAUAAAGUUGAAACACUCUAUCUAAGAGCAGGCUUUUGGGUUCAGAGAGGGACUGUGAAAAAAGUAACUUAUUAUAUGUAUUCAUUCUCAACUUUUCCUCCUUUUGGAAGUUCAUUGUUAUUUAUCCUGUUACUCAAUAAAGUUUAGGGAGAGUUGGUUUUGGUCAUUCAGGGGGUAUCUCUAUUAUUCUGGAUUAAUUUCAGUAUAAAGGAUUGGAUUCAAGUGAAAAAAGUCACAGAAUAUAAAUAUAUGUCAGUUGGUUUAUGAUGAUAAUGACAGGUCAGUAAUAAAUUGGAUUGCUUUUAUGUGAAUAUAUUGUGGUAUGUGGUCAUGUGUCCAAAUUUUGGUUCGUGACAAUGUUUGUUAUAAAUUGGUCACCUUGGUCUGCAUUGAUGCAAGAAGCUUAAAGUUCCUAUCAUUAAUCAAGUUAAUAGGGUGUACCUGGCUGCCCUUUCUACAGAUGACCAGUGCACAUCUUGAACCCUACCAUAUUGGUGAUGGACAGGUAUAAGUUAACCUUCCUAAUCCACUCAGCCACUCUGUCCCCUAGCAGCAAAUGUAUCAUCAAUAAAGAAUAAAAGUUUCCAUAUUAUAUAAAUUUUUGGUAUCUCAUAUGAGUCUAUGACAUAAAUUGGUUUUUAUACGACCGCAAAAAAUUUUUGAGGUCCAAUAGUGGUAUGACGUUGGCGUCGUCGUCCGGCGUCGUCGUCGUCGUCUGAAGACACAUUGGUUUUCGCACUCUAACUUUAGUUGAAGUGAAUGGAUCUCUAUGAAAUUUCACCAUAAGGUUCAAUACCACAAAAGGAAGGUGGAAUUGAUUUUGGGGGUUAUUUUACCAACAGUUAAGGAAUUAGGGGACAAAAAGGGGCCAAAAAUAGCAUUUUUGUAACUUCCAGACAUAACUUGUGUGUUAGUUUAUGGAUCUCUCUGACAUUGUACCACAAGGUUCCAUAUCACAAAGGGAAUGCUGGGAUUGAUUUUGGGGGUAAUUGCCUCCAAAUUUUAGGAAGUAGGGGCCAAAAAGGGGCAAAAAACAAGCAUUUUUCUAGUUUCAUGACAAUAACUUGUGUGUAAGUGUAUGGAUCUUUAUAAAAUUGUACUACAAGGUUCCAUAUCACAAAGGGAAAGCUGGAAUUGAGUUUGGGGGUAAUUGCCCAAAAUGUUUAGGAAUAAGGGGCCAAAAAUAAGCAUUUUUUUAGUUUCCAGACAAUAACUUGUGUUCAAGUGUAUGGAUCUCUCUGAAAUUGUACUGCAAGGUACCAUACCACAAAGGGAAGGCUGGGAUUGAUUUUGGGGGUAAUUCCCUCAAAAUUUUAGGAAUUAGGGGCCAUAAAAGGGCAAAAAACCAAGCAUUUUUCUAGUUCAGGACAAUAACUUGUGUGUAAGUGUAUGGAUCUUUAUGAAAUUGUACUGCAAGGUUCCAUAUCACAAAGGGAAAGCUGGGUUUGAGUUUGGGGGUAAUUGCUCUAAAUGUUUAGGAAUUUGGGGCCAAAAAGGGGCCAAAAAACAAGCAUUUUUCUAGUUUCCUGACAAUAACUUGUGUUCAAGUGUAUGGAUCUCUCCGAAAUUGUACUGCAAGGUACCAUACCACAAAGGGAAGGCUGGGAUUGAGUUUUGGGGGGAUGAAUCAUAAGGGGGUUCAAAAAAUUUG